Messenger RNA from Tripterygium wilfordii, 668 nucleotides. RefSeq names its product protein RALF-like 24. The record is from RefSeq and is a predicted model, not a curated record. Lineage: Eukaryota; Viridiplantae; Streptophyta; Magnoliopsida; Celastrales; Celastraceae. The coding region runs from base 89 to 442 and encodes 117 amino acids. The transcript has a single exon.
UCCCAUCAUUAAAGUUCUUGAAUCUCACCAUCGCUCUCUAAAAGAACCCAGAUUACACAAACACCAUAAAAUUCCAACAAAGGAUAAAAUGUCCAAACCCGGAAUCCAUCUCAUAAUCAAACUCCACAUACUACUCCUUUUAGUCCAAAUCCAUUUUUCAGUUUUCGCUGGGGGUUCAAAUUUUGAAGACAGUGCAAUUGAUGCCUUAUUGGAAAGGGGUUGUACCCAGAAGAUUGGAGAAUGCGAUGAAGAGGCCGAGAUGGAAUCAGAGAUCAGCAGGAGAGUCUUGUUGAUGCAGAAGAGGUAUAUAAGCUACGAGACACUCAGGAGGGACAUGGUUCCUUGUGCAAAACCAGGAGCUUCAUACUACGCUUGUCAUGCUGGACAGGCAAAUUCCUACAGCAGGGGCUGUGAGGUCAUCACAAGGUGUGCUAGAGGCUGAUAAAUGCUUUCUUUGGAGGGUAAUGUGUUGCCAUGAUGCCUAUGUAAGCUUUUCUUUUCUUUUUUAUUUUUGGGAGAGAUCUGUGGAUUUCCAAUUGAAUCAAUUUCAAAGCAUUUAGGGAAGUUUAAGAUGAUUGGUUUUCUGUGUUAAACUAAGAAAACUAUGAUUAAGAAAUGCACCUACUGAUCAAGUGAUUAUGAAUUAAAACCAGUUGUUUUGAUUUUUA